Penicillium olsonii is the source of this 2178-nucleotide messenger RNA. The record is from the annotation of a GenBank genome assembly. Lineage: Eukaryota; Fungi; Ascomycota; Eurotiomycetes; Eurotiales; Aspergillaceae.
AUGCAGCCACGGUCGUGGCUGCACCUUCCCAAGCAGGAAUUGGCCCAUUAUCAAACUCCCCCGCAUGGAAUCUGCUGGACUUCCAGCUCGGAGAUACCGAUCCAUACCCGGCAACACACUCGUCAUAUCGAGGUGAUUUGCUCCACAUUCCUCAGUGCUUGGCGACAUUGUUGGAUGAGCGGUUCGCUGUGUUCCCCACACGCCGGAGGCGGUACCGCCAUGUCGUGCCACACUGGAACCUCCCCCAUAUUAGACACAGAGCAGCUCAAAAGUCCUGAUCAAGCGACUGUAUCAACAACUCCAAUACUCGAUAGACCAGAGCCAAAUCGUGCUCUACAAAGCUUGCUGAUCCCCCCGCAGUCUAAAGGGGCGGGCGGAACAACCUAUUCGCCCCGAGGCGGGACGCGCAGCCCAGUCGAACCACUGGUAUCAUCACCGUUGCGCAUUAGUUCUUCAGCUAUGGCAUCAGCUCCAAGCUCCCCGGAGAGGCAGACAGCCGAACCCGCCUUUCCUCGCAGAUCAUCCGACCAGGCAGUCGCGACUGGUCGACCAAGUACGGGCCGGCUUGGCGAUGAUGACGCACAAUCCAAUGUUGCUUCAAAUUUUGGAGAGCAUCCUCAUACGAAAAAGCGAUUCUUGCAAGCCCGGGAUAGAUCUCAGGGCCGCAAGGGCAUGGCAGCUAUGAUCCCUGGCCGACUUCUUCCUCGGAGCUUCUCCCGUGGCCGAGACUCAUCACACGGAUCUUCCCAACGUGGAUCGUCACUUGACUCCAGAUCUCCCCCUUCCCCGGAGCGGGGUCGUCCCAGCUCUUCAGGUGGUCAUUCUUCACAUGUGGAAGAUUUCAAGCCUGCCCCUGCGAGCUCGGACAAGGGCAAGGUUGUCAACAUCCACGACUCACUCAACAAGUCCGAAGAAACUUUCGCAAGGCCUACUGGGGACCUACCCGACUACGUCAAACCGACGGCCUCGGAGGAGGGAGGAGAGCGACUUGCCAAGGACGUCUUCGAUCGCGACCAGAACAUGAUCGAAAGUAGCGAAGACGAGGCCAAUGACACCUCGAGUGAUGAUGAUAGCACUCUGGAUGGUCACCGAGGCCGAGGUCGCACCCAAAAACAGAAGGAGGGCGGCGAUAUCACAUCUAUCACCAAGAGUGAUUUCGAGAAACCAACAGAUGAGAAAACCAAACAACCGGAGGAACCAAAAGCGGCUGACAAGGCCAAUGGAUCCCAAGAAAAGAAGCCCCGAAAGUCUGCCUUGAAGCCCGUUGUACAUCCGCAGACGAGCUUCGACAUUCCAACACCCCGUAUCCACUCCGUCGCCGGUACGCCCUACGGCUCGGAAGAUGAGGCUGAGAUUGGCGACAUUCACCGGGCCCAGAAGCUUAGCAUCUCAAUGUCCGAAAUUGACAACGGUGUUCCUCAUCGAUCAAUAAGAACCAUUGUCCGUGGCAAUUUCUCAAGCCUGCAAGAUCAGGGAGAUGGCAGCCGUCGGCGCCGACGCAAAUAUUUGAUCGCCACUGAUUUAAGUGAAGAAUCCGUCUAUGCACUUGAAUGGACCAUCGGAACCGUUCUGAGGGAUGGCGACACGAUUUAUGCCAUCUACGUCAUACAUGAGGACUCGACAACCACUUCAGCGGUACAAGUCGGCGAAGGAGCAAAGGCAAUGAAAGAUGCAAAAGCAGUUGUUGGAAGCCAGACAAAGGAGGCGAGUCAAAGCUCUGGAUCCCGCACAAUACUGGGUCGUCUCGGCCCUGGCACUGCUAGUAAAACACACUCGGUUGAUUCAAGGGCCUCGUCCAUGGCUGAAGCUGAACGGGUUAGGGCAGUCGAGACUGUGUCCCAGACCUGCGUGAAACUACUGCGAAAAACAGUCUUGCAGGUCCGCAUUGCCGUUGAGGUAAUUCACUGCAAGAACCCAAAGUCCAUGAUCACAGAGGCCAUUGAUGAGCUGGAACCGACUCUUGUUAUCGUGGGUGCACGAGGCCAAAGUGCAUUAAAGGGUGUCCUUCUUGGUUCCUUCUCCAACUACCUCCUCUCCAAUUCCUCAGUACCGGUAAUGGUAGCACGCCGGAGACUGAAGAGACCCACGUGGAAGGAUAAACUCAAGGGCGUGACGAAUGUACGCCUGUCCAACAAUCUAAUUACCCCGAAGAGUCUUUCUCAGGCAAAGGUGGAUUGA